CCAACAACGCACACGCAGACGUAUGCAAGAAAACGUCCCAUCACUGUAGUCGUAAUUUGCAGCUAGCAAUCCUAGCUAGCUAGUUAUCCGAAGAUGGCGGCUUGUAGACGUGUUCCUUGUCUCCUGCUUUUGAUGUCUAUCCUUUUGUAUGUGCAUCCCAUUCGAGAGGAUAAAUAUCAGAUCAAUGGAGUCGCCAAGCCUCCAGUUAGUGUUGUUAUCCCGGCUCAAAAUCCAGGCGGAGUACCGGCUGCUGUAAACGGAGCUCCAGUACUCGCGGCCCUGCCACUUCGUAGACGCAUUAGCGGCUGGAAGCUGGCGGAAGAGGGGGCUUGUCGGGAGGACUUGACAAGGCUUUGUCCGAAACAUUCCUGGAACAAUAACCUGGCUGUGCUUGAGUGCCUCCAGGAUAGGAAAGAGGAAACGGAGAUUGCUGCUGACUGCAACCAUCUCCUUUGGAACUACAAACUGAACCUGACGACCGACCCCAAGUUUGAGUCUGUGGCUGUGGAGGUGUGCAAGACCACCAUCACCGAUAUAAAAGAAUGUGCAGCGGAGGAGAGAGGGAAGGGCUACCUGGUGUCCUGCCUGGUGGAUCACCGCGGUAACAUCACAGAGUACCAGUGCAACCAGUACAUCAUCAAGAUGACCAGCAUUGUGUUCAGUGACUACCGCCUCAUCUGUGGCUUUAUGGACAAAUGUCGCGAGGAUAUCAACACCCUGCACUGUGGCAGCAUCUCCACCGGCGAGAAGGACGUGCACUCCCAAGGCGAGGUGAUAGCGUGCCUGGAGAAGGGUCUGGUCAAGGAGGCAGAGGAGCAGCCCGGUGCCCACGCCAUCGGGGCCAACUGUAAGAAGGCCAUCAUGCGCGUGGCCGAACUUUCCUCAGACGACUUCCACCUGGACCGAUACCUAUACUUCUCCUGCCGGGAGGACCGUGAGCGCUUCUGUGAAAACACUCCAGCUGGAGAGGGCAGAGUUUACAAGUGUCUCUUCAACCACAAAUUUGAGGAGGCCAUGUCUGAAAAGUGCAGAGAUGCUCUGACCACUCGUCAGAAGCUGAUUGCCCAGGACUAUAAGGUGAGCUACUCCCUGGCCAAGGCCUGCAAGACGGACCUGAGGAAGUACCGCUGCAGCGCGGACACCAACAUGCCCCGCGCCCGCGAGGCCCGCCUCUCCUACCUGCUACUCUGUCUGGAGUCUGCCGUACACAGAGGUCGUACGGUGAGCGGGGAAUGUCAGGGUGAGAUGUUGGACUACAGGAGGAUGUUGAUGGAGGACUUCUCUCUGAGCCCAGAGAUUGUGCUGCAUUGCCGUGGGGAGAUCGAGGCCCACUGCUCCGGACUCCACCGCAAGGGACGCACCCUGCACUGUUUGAUGAGGGUAGGCCGAGGAGACCUGGGCGCCAUCGACAACCUCUGCCAGAAAGCUCUCCAGACUUUGAUCCAGGAGGCAGACCCUGGGGCAGACUACCGUAUCGACCGGGCCCUAAACGAGGCCUGUGAGUCUGUCAUCCAGACAGCCUGCAAACACAUCCGCAACGGAGACCCGAUGAUCCUGUCGUGUCUGAUGGAGCACCUGUACACAGACAAGAUGGUAGAGGACUGUGAACACAGGCUGCUGGAGCUGCAGUACUUCAUAGCACGGGACUGGAAACUGGACCCCAUCUUGUAUAAGAAGUGCCAGGGCGACGCCUCCCGCCUGUGUCACACCCACGGCUGGAACGAGACCAGCGAGAUGAUGCCACCCGGCGCCAUCUUCUCCUGUCUGUACCGCCACGCGUACCGGACAGAGGAGCAGGGACGGCGGGGGAAUGCAGUGGAACAAACAGGAAAACAAGGUUACAUUCUGUCUCGGGACUGUAAAGUAGAGGUGCAGCGUAUCCUCCACCAGAGGGCGCUGGAUGUGAAGCUGGACCCGGAGCUGCAGAGGCGCUGUAUGACCGACCUGGGGAAGUGGUGCAGUGAGAAGGCAGAGUCUGGACAGGAGCUAGACUGUCUACAGGACCACCUAGAAGACCUGGUGUCAGAGUGCAAAGAUGUGGUGGGCAACCUGACUGAACUGGAGUCUGAGGACAUUCAGAUUGAGACGCUGCUGAUGCGAGCCUGUGAGCCAGUCAUCCAGUCCUACUGUCACGAGAUGGCAGAUAACCAGAUCGACACGGGGGAUCUGAUGGAGUGUCUGGUGCAGAACAAACACCAGAAGGAGAUGAACGACAAGUGUGCCGUGGGCGUCACACACUUCCAGCUGGUCCAGAUUAAAGACUUCCGUUUUUCCUACAAGUUUAAGAUGGCCUGCAAAGAGGAUGUGCUCAAGCUCUGCCCCAACAUCAAGAAGAAGGUGGAUGUAGUACUCUGUCUGAGCACCACGGUGAGGAACGACACUCUGCAGGACAUGAAAGAGCAGCGUGUGUCUGUCAAGUGUCGUAAGCAGCUGAGGGUGGAGGAGCUGGAGAUGUCUGAGGAUAUCCGUCUGGAGCCUGAGCUCUACGACUCCUGUAAGCAGGACAUCGGGCGGCUGUGCCAGAACGUGGCCUUUGGAAACGCACAGGUGAUCGAGUGUCUGAAGGAGAACAAGAAGCAGCUGACCCAACGCUGUCACCACAAGGUGUUUAAGCUGCAGGAGGUAGAGAUGAUGGACUCAGAGCUCGACUACCAACUCAUGAGGGUCUGCAAGCCGAUGAUCCGGCGGUUCUGUACUGAGGCUGAUGCCAAGAACAUGCUGCAGUGCCUGAAGCAGAACAAGAACAGCGAGCUGAUGGACCCCAAGUGUAAACAGAUGAUCACCAAGAGACAGAUCACACAGAACACGGACUACAGGUUGAACCCGGUGCUGAGGAAGUCGUGUAAGGCUGACAUCCCGAAGUUCUGCCAGAGCAUCCUGAACAAGGCUACAGGGGACAGCGAGCUAGAGGGACAGGUCAUCUCCUGUCUCAAACUCAAAUACGCCGACCAGCGUCUGUCGCCUGACUGUGAGGAUCAGAUUAGGGUUAUCCUGCAGGAGUCAGCUCUGGACUACAGACUGGACCCUCAGCUGCAGCUGCACUGCACUGAUGAGAUCUCUCGGCUGUGUCCAGAGGAGGCUGCGGCCCAGGAACAGACGGGUCAAGUAGAGGAGUGUCUCAAAGUCAACCUGCUCAAGAUCAAAGUGGAGGGCUGCAAGAAGGAGGUGUUGAACAUACUGAAGGAGAGUAAGGCAGACAUCUUUGUGGACCCUGUCCUCCACACAGCCUGUGCUCUGGACAUCAAACAUCACUGUGCUGCCAUCCCACCAGGACGAGGACGCCAGAUGUCCUGUUUGAUGGAGGCUCUGCAGGACAAGAGGGUGCGUCUGCAGCCUGAGUGUAAGAAGAGACUGCAGGACCGUAUCGACAUGUGGAGCUACGCUGCCAAGGUGGCCCCGGCCGAAGGGUUCUCAGACCUGGCCAUGCAGGUGAUGACCUCACCCUCCAAGAACUACAUCCUGGCUAUGAUUGGCCUGGGCGUGUGCGUUCUCUUCCUGUUCGGCCUGCUGUGCGGCCGCAUCACCAAGCGAGUAAUGCAGGAGCAGAAGAACAGGUAGAGAGGGGGGCCUCAGAGGGCCCCAACGGCAAAAAAAACCCUGGACAGGGCCCUCCCUCAGCAUAGCCCCAACUGCCCCCACCUCAGCCUGACUACAUGUACAAACCAUCUUCCCCUACUUUCUCUCCCCCUCUUUUACCCCCCAAGCCUCCUCUACGUCACUCCCUGAGACUGGGCUCUAUGGGGAAGCCAUUCAAGCUUCCCUGUCAUCAUCGCUAUGUCGUCGGAGGGCCACUUUGGGGCCUGGCCUUCAUUACCCAAACUCCCCUAUGGUGGUUGGUCUCCCAGUUUUACUGGUGUGAGAGCCCACAUGCCCCAACUGUGAGACCGACACAUAACCCCUCCAACUCCACUCCAGUGUCUGACUGAUGAAAGCCAAGUCUUCACGUUAUGUUCUACAGGAGACGUCUAGAAGGACGAUGCCGCCACCUCUUAGGCCUCUAUCGCUCCACUGCUAACCAGCUAACGCUAACAGACCUGUACCGCCGGGCUAGGCCAUAAGCAUUAUUUAUUGAUUUGGAUUCUGCUUUUGGUUUCUUUUGCAGUGUUUUAUUUUUUUUCCGCCUCAUUUAGAUGCAAUAUUUAUUUUUCUUUUAAGAAAUGUUGCAUUUGUGGGGGGUUGGUGGGUCAGAAGGGGAGGUGGGGUUCUCAGUAAGCAUGAAGGCUUUCAAUGAUUUCAGUACUGAUACUGUGUGUGUGUGUGUGUGUGUGUGUGUGUGUGUGUGUGUGUGUGUGUGUGUGUGUGUGUGUGUGUGUGUGUGUGUGUGUGUGACAGUUGUGAAAGAGGAGUAUUAAUGCUGUUUUUCUAUUAUAUUUUUGUUCUUCUGAGAGGACGAGGUGGUUGACAGACUUCAGGUUGCCGAUGGGUAUUAGAUUCACUGAUUUGCCAUGGGACUGCCAGGUGUGGCGUUGAACUGUCCUCCACUGACUGAGCCUCAUGGGAGAGGAGUCCUGUAGCCUACAGUAUAUUAUAUCAGUCUUACACUCCUUAAAGCUGAUGAUAAUUAUAUUGAUUAAUCUAUUCGUGUUUAUGCUGAUAGACCUGGCAGUGUAUCAUAGAUGGCUCCAGUGGCAAGGAUGCCUGCUUAGAUAGUACAGUCUGAAACGGUACUCCAGUCACUCCAUGCUUGGCCUGUGGUAGGGUUAGCAUGAUGCUAACUUAAUGGGUGGUAUGGUAGAGAAACGGUUUGCAUCAAACAGACUGGCAUUCACACACAUUUCUCUCAAGGUACUCUGUUAACAGUGAGCAUUUGACAGAGAGCUGGGUCUAAUUUGUCUCGAGUGGACACAACACUGACGGAUUGUGCAGAAAGAUAAAUCUCCUUUGGAAAACGGUCUUCGAACAAGUGUCUCAUUUAGUUUUCAAGGAGUGAAACCUGUAGGGUAGCAGGUUUAAACCAUGGGUAUUGGUAUUGAAGAAUGGUUGGUGGUACAAAGGGCCAAGAAUAAUGAAAAAAAAAAUAAGAUAUACAAUACAGAUUAACGCUUAUAGAGAUGUGAAGAUUUUGUUUGAAAGGAUACUGGAACCGUUGCACAUUUUUCUGUUAUUAUAUAUAUAUAUAUAUAUGUUAUUAUAUAAUAACAUAUAUAUAUAUACACCCAUAUAUAUAGAGAGAGAUAUUGAUAUUGUUUGGUCAUAGCCUUAUUUAUUUGUUUACUAAUGGUCAAAGUUGGUGAGCCCUUUUUUGAUUUGAUUGUUCUCUUGUUGCCUUUUUCUUCAUUGCCUGUGAAGUACCCUGUUCUUAGACCAGGUUAAGAGUAGCCACAGCCUUUCACCUUACCUUUGAGCGAAGCCUGGUAGCUGAGGCUAGGUUAAGGGAAGCGGGUGGUGGUGGUGGUGGUGGGGAUGAGUUUGGGGGAGGGGCUGGAUGUUGUCACUCCAGGAGCAUCUUGGCUCGGUUUUAGUUACUGAACUAACUCUAAAGUACUUGUUCAGGUGGGAUCUAAACGUUAACCAAUCCAAUCCGAACAGAGGAAAGCCCUCUCAAGGAGGAGGAGUUCAAAUGCGUUCUCACGAUGAUUCAACAAUCUCUUUCUCAAAACAAACUGUCAUGCCAUGUAAAUGAGUCUUUAGAGUUUUCCCCUCAUUGCUACUAUGUCAUUGCCUUGUUCUUGAAUUGGUGUGAGCUGUGAGCGCUUCCCUCCUUGCUUGUAAAAACAAUUGAUAAAUGUAAUUUAAAUGGCCUCCGCUGUAACCAUGCAAACGGUAGAUUUGUCAAUGUGUGCCUAUCCCCCACACUAUAUAUAUAUAUAUAUAUAUAUAUAUAUAUAUAUAUAUAUAUAUAUAUAUAUAUAUAUAUAUACACACUAGAAGCCCCUAGCCUACUCCUAACUCCCCUUCAAACUGAGCAGAGGUGUGUGUGUACAUGCGCCCCUCAAAGCUGUCACACCCCAGACUUGGGAAAGGGAAACACUCCAUCAAAGGCACCUAGUUUGGGAGAACACGUUGCAAUUGUUCCGUUUUUUUUUUUUUUUUACCAGCGCUCCUGUCUUGUGCUACCAAGACGGCAUUGAAUUCUGUUGAGUAGUUCAAUCUAUCAAUACUUACUGUUAUUUUUGUCUGUCAAAAGCUUUCAUCCAGUCAAUUUAAUUACUAUAACAAUGACUAUAACAUAUGAUUAAGAUUAUGAUGAAAAAUAUGUUUUGUAAUUAUGUUCUUGUGUAUAAAUGUAUGGAGGUCCUUUGCUUUCAUCUCUGAUUAUGCCAUGUAACAGAAUAACAGUGCAUUUCCCUGGUUUUGAGUUCUGUCCUAUACCGAUGAAGUUGGACACUUUGUUAAUAAAGUCUGCCGGUUUUUAUAA
This is a messenger RNA of Salvelinus fontinalis (brook trout), 6358 nucleotides long. Its product is annotated as Golgi apparatus protein 1-like. The record is from RefSeq and is a predicted model, not a curated record. The coding region runs from base 94 to 3558 and encodes 1154 amino acids. Gene Ontology annotation, molecular function: fibroblast growth factor binding. The transcript has 26 exons. NCBI's taxonomy places the organism in Eukaryota, Metazoa, Chordata, Actinopteri, Salmoniformes, Salmonidae. Gene Ontology annotation, cellular component: Golgi membrane.